AACAGAGAUGGCCGUUACAUAAUAAUCUAGAGCUUAUUUCACUCAUGAAGUCUGAAACAACGUCAUGUUAUCAAAUGGAAGCAUUAGAACCGUUGAUCCCGUACAUCACUACUCCUCCCUUAUUGAGGAAUGCAUCACAAGCAAACAUCUCAAGCUGGGAAAGCUCCUACACUCACGUCUGAUCAAAAUCGCUUUCAAUCUCAACGUUUUCCUCUGCAACCGUCUUGUGGACAUGUACUCCAAAUGCAGUUAUCUGGAAAGCGCUCAAAAGGUUUUCGACGAUAUACCCACUAAAAAUACGCACUCAUGGAACACAAUCCUUUCGGCAUAUACUCGAUCGGGUCUUCUCAAUAAAGCUCAGAGUUUGUUUGCUGAAAUGCCCAAACCAAAUCUUGUUAGCUAUAAUUCGAUGAUUUCAGGGUUGAGUCACUACGGGUUUCACAAAGAAGCAAUCCGAGUGUUCAAGAAAUUACAAGCAGAGUACAAUGGUGUGUUGAUUGAUAAGUUCACUUUUGUCAGCAUAGCAAGUACUUGUGCCAGCUUGGGAUGGCUAGAAUUGUUGCGUCAGAUACAUGGAGUAUUAGUUGUGGUUGGCAUGGAGUUGAAUCUCAUAAUGUAUAAUGCUUUAAUUGAUGCUUAUGGAAAAUGUGGUGAUCCAGAUGCUGCCUACUGGCUUUUUAAUCAAAUGGAUGAAAGGGAUGUCAUCUCAUGGACUGCAAUGGUGGUUGCCUUGUCACGGGCAUCAAGAUUGGAAAAAGCCUGUUUGAUAUUUGAUCAGAUGCCAGUCAAGAAUGAUGUCUCUUGGACUGCUUUGAUUGCAGGGUAUGCACAAAAUGGUCAUAGCAACGAGGCAUUGUAUCUCUUUGAGCAGAUGCAGCAUGAGGGAAUCCCACCUAGCGCUUUCACAUUUGUUAGUGUUCUAAGUGCUUGUGCAGAUCUGGCACUCAUUGAACGGGGGAAACAGCUUCACGGGCACAUUAUCAGAAGUAGUGGUAGAAUUGAGUUGUUCAAUGUGUUUUUAUUUAAUGCUUUGAUAGAUAUGUAUGCCAAGUGUGGUGACAUGAAAUCGGCAAAAAUGUUGUUUGAGAGGAUUCCUGAGAAGGAUAUUGUCUCUUGGAACUCACUGGUAACUGGAUUCGCUCAUAAUGGGUACGGGAAAGAAUCAAUCGAUGCUUUCAAUAAGAUGAUGGAAGAAGGUGUUGCUCCAAACCAUGUAACAUUUCUUGGGGUAUUAUCUGCUUGUAGCCAUUCAGGUUUACUAUCUCAGGGACACUGGAUUUUAGAGUCUAUGGAGAGGGAACAUGGUGUAUGCCCAAGGGCAGAGCACUAUGCAAUAGUGAUUGAUGCUCUUGGACGAAUGAACAAACUUGACCUAGCAAUGCAGUUGAUCAAGAAAGCACCUCUUGGACCACAUUGUGUUGGGAUGUGGGGUGCACUUCUUGGUGCCUGCAGGGUCCAUGCGAACUUGGAUCUUGCAAGAAAGGCUGCAGAAGCUCUCUUUGAAUUAGAACCUGGGAAUGCUGCAAGAUAUGUUAUGCUCUCAAAUAUCUAUGCAGCUGCAGGUAGAUGGGAUGAUGCCCGUCAAAUGAGGAGGCUCAUGAAGGAAAGGGGCUUGAAAAAAGAAGCAGCUUACAGUUUGAUUGAGGUGAGGAAUGAGAGAUAUGGGUUUGUAGCUGAAGAUAAAUCUCACUGUCAGACAGAAGAAAUAUAUGAUGUCAUUGCUAAAAUCUCUGAUCAAAUGAAGGAAGAUGGCUAUAAACCCCACAACAGCCUCACAUUUCUUAUAGAGGAAGAGUGAUAUACUGUUCACAGGCCCAUGUAAAUGUGCAUUGAUGGAGCUCUUUUGUUCAAUCUAACUGUAACCAGGAUUCUUUCUGAUUCUCCUAUGUUGCAUGGUCUUUCGAACUUGUGCUAAUCUCUCCAAGCCCCCACGAGUGUCAUACAUGCUAGAUAAUUGCACAUAAGCAGUUGAAUGCCGAGGAUCAAGCUCAAAUAAUACUUGCUCUCACCUUCCUUCUGGGGGUCUCAUUUCUAUGAGCCAAAGACCCCUUUAAAAACUGGGGAUACAUGCUUGCAUAUGUGGAUCUGCCUCAACAGCAUUGAUGAGAUCCAUUAUCCAUUGCCAUUUCAAGAAAAGCAGCAUGGGCAAACAGAUCACCCAUGCACAAGUAAUGCUAAAGUUGUCUCAAUAUGACUUGGUUCGUUGGAUAUAGCCACCUUUCUCUCAUUGUCCAGUCAAUGGUGGUUGCAGGCAGACAAUACAGCAGUAAAAUUGGGAUUAGCACGUUCAUAUCUCCAAUUUUACCACACUUGCAAUAGAGAUCGACUAAGGAGAUGCAGAAUAUUUGAUCAGACUCAAGGCCAGUGACAGUAACUCAAGCAAAGAUUUGUUUUGCCAAGUUGCAGGGAAGGAAUUUAGCACCAUCACUAAUUACACCAGCCAGACUAACCUCACCCAUUCUAAAAUCCAGAUUAUUCAUCAUGCAGAAAAGGAGGAGGAGAACCAUUCUGACUAUAACCCACUAUCUUCAACUUCCAUGAGAUCAGGAUCCUACUUGGCAUUGUAUCAAAUAAAUACUUAUUUUGUGUCUUGUAUUCUUCCACAGUUGGAGUAGACAUUGAUCAUACAACUAAGCAAAAUCAUGUCAUAAUCUUUGAGGUCACCAAAAAUUUUCAGGCAUUACUGAAUCUCUGCACUUGGUGCACAUAUCAACAAGAAGAUUGGCAACAGUAAUGCACAGCUUUGUAAGCAUAAAUAUGCAUUUGAUUACCAGUUUUAAGAAAAUACAUGCUAGUACAGGCACUCAAAAACACUCGCAAUAGUAGAGAUGUCUGCUCAAAUUCUUUCUAUUUGCAUCCUUUUGAAGAAUUCCAGUGCUUCCCCAGCUUCAUUAUUGGCAACAUAUCUGGCAAACAUGUACUUCAUAUAAAACAACACAUGAGCUACUUCUGUCAAGGAUUGUUCCUGCAUCAAUCAAUUGACCACAGUUUGUAUAUCCCCAAAUUGAUGCAAACAGGAAAUAACCAUUAGGUUCCUGCAAUGAAUUUAAAAUGUGGCUUGCACUAUCCAAAUCUCCACACUUCCCAUACAUGUUAACAAUAGAACUUCCACCAUUCCAUGCACCAUUUCAAAAUACACUCCACUAAAAAUUAUCCGGGAUUGGAUUUGUUUGCCAAAAUAAUUGAGACAAGCACUCUGAACCCUUAAAGGCCAGAGCAACUUCAGGA
This is a messenger RNA of Nelumbo nucifera (sacred lotus), 3228 nucleotides long. The record is from RefSeq and is a predicted model, not a curated record. NCBI's taxonomy places the organism in Eukaryota, Viridiplantae, Streptophyta, Magnoliopsida, Proteales, Nelumbonaceae.